AUGUCACUCCAGUUCACGGUGAGUGGCCCCAACAUCCGCGUGCUCCUGAGCGCUCUCACCUGCGUCAGUCGUCUCGGCGAUGCCGUAUACAUUGUGGGGCUGAGCGACGGCAUCGAGAUCAGCGCUGUGUCGCCAAGCCGCAACGGGCACAUCGCGGUGCGGGUGCACGAGCACUGUUUUGACCGCUUCCUGCUCGAGCUCCCGUCCCGCCGAAGCAACGCGGAUGAUGGCAGCGGCCUCGUCACCUCAGAUCCAGCCGCGAAGGGUAGGGCAGACGAUGCCAGCACCGAUGGCCCCAAGCCCUACUUGUGUCUGCUUACCAAGACGCUCGUCGCGACAGUGCUGCGGCAGCACAAUACCAACGUGCAAAGCCUUGACUUUCAGUACCGAACUGCGGAGUCCUCCGACAGCGCGGCGGCGGCGGCGGAGAGCGACGCGGAGAAGGACAGCGCUGACGCGGACGUGGUGCGGUGGCACUGCACCUAUGCACGCAGCCUCACGAAGACGUUUCUUCUCCGUCUCGCAGAGGGGGAGCCGACCAGCGUCUACGCGAACCUGUCGCGUUACCGCUUCGAGGUGUGUGGCGACGCCCGCGCGUACGGCAGUCUUCUCGCCUCGCUUCCAUCGAGUGCGAAUCAGUGUGCGUUGACGCUGCCGGAGAGCGGUGGGCUGGAGCUGCGCUCGGUGCGGCAGGCGGGGCCGUCGUCAUCGUCCACAUCGGCGGCAGCAACAGCAGCAGCAAGCGGCCGCGAGAGCGGCUUAGCUGCGGCACCGUCGGGCAGCAUCAGAGCAGCGGACGGCAGCUCCACAGUGGUGACGGCGUUCGAGAGUACCUUCACCCUCUUUCGCUUCUUCGAGCCAGCUGCCUCACCAUCGGCGACAGACGCAGACGGCGCAGCAGCGGUGACGGGGGCCGGCCCUUCGGAGGUGCCGCCAAGGCCGUUUCCUAAUACGCCACAACAACAGCAGCAGCAGCAGCUGAGCCCCCGACGCGACUCCGUGCUAUCUGCGUCGGAUCAUGCACCGUCGGCCACCGUAACAGCCGACUUUACUCCGCUGCCAGGCAAGACAUUUGAUGUGAAGCCCUUCAAGAACGCGGCGUGGCUUGCAGAGCAACUCGGCGUCCAGCUGCACCUCCUCACGGGCGAGGAAGGUGUGCCGAUCAUCAUCGCGAGCAUCACGCCGGAGGAGGUGCAGAAAAGACGUAUCACCGCCUCGGCCGACGCCGCGAGGCGCGAGGGGCUACCUGGCACUGGUGGUGCAGCAGCCCGCCCGUUCUUGGUGACGAACAACGCGCCAUCGGCCCCUGCCCCGACCUUGGUCUCGUUCAUCCUGUACGUGGCAGCAUUGGACUCGGAGCCAAGCGGCGGCAGAGCCUCUGGUUCAGGCGGCGCGCCUGGCGGAGCCGAAGACACGAGUAUCGCUACCGCCAUCAGCUCUGCUGUCAACACCCCCCGCCCCAGCACGCAUCACCGGACGUUGAAAGGCGACAGUGGCGCUCCAGCAGCGGUGGCCGCGACGCCGACCCCAGGCUACGGCGAUGAGGAGAACGGGGAGCGCGAUGGUAUGCCCGUGAGCAGCGGCAACAGCACCACGAGCGGCACCCUGUCUCACGUGGAGGCCAGCUUUGCGAGCACCAAUGCUGCCACGGCAGCUGGUGGGGUGGUGGGGCGCCUGUCCCGCGAGAGUAACAGCACCGUCGACUCUGCGUACGCGACCCCGCGACCGACUGCGUCCCCAUCGGAGUUGGUGAUGGUCAUGACCGCUGGCGACACUCCGGGAACCCGUAGCGCUGAUACCAGCGGUGGUCACGCGGCCCGCAAAAGCGUUGACUUCCUAACGGGCGCCACGGCAUCGUCGCUGCCGGGGAACUCCACCGUGGCCAUGACAGGUGCCGCGCCGCCUUCCGCGUCACUGCCGCCCUCGUCCUCGCAUACCCCCGCUGCCACUGCUCUCAACUCCAUGUACCCGCUCGACUUCGAGGCGUUUGUGCGCACCUACACCUCCGCCAGCGAGGCGGACGAUGCGGCGGGAGAGGAAGACGCGCAGGAUGCCGAGCUGCGCGAGUUCCUUGCCAGCUGCGUCGCCUCCAUGUCGCGAGGGCCGGCGCACAACUGA
Leishmania mexicana MHOM/GT/2001/U1103 is the source of this 2118-nucleotide messenger RNA. RefSeq lists its product as hypothetical. Gene Ontology annotation, biological process: DNA repair; DNA replication checkpoint signaling; cellular response to ionizing radiation. The record is from RefSeq and is a predicted model, not a curated record. Gene Ontology annotation, cellular component: checkpoint clamp complex. Bases 1 to 2118 code for a protein of 705 amino acids. The transcript has a single exon. Lineage: Eukaryota; Euglenozoa; Kinetoplastea; Trypanosomatida; Trypanosomatidae.